Rhododendron vialii is the source of this 876-nucleotide messenger RNA. RefSeq lists its product as uncharacterized. The coding region runs from base 1 to 876 and encodes 291 amino acids. The record is from RefSeq and is a predicted model, not a curated record. The transcript has a single exon. Lineage: Eukaryota; Viridiplantae; Streptophyta; Magnoliopsida; Ericales; Ericaceae.
AUGGAAGAGACCUUCCACCAACAGUUCUACAGGGUAGAGCCAGAGGACACGAUGGCAGACCUUUCAGGCCUUUGCCAAUUGCCAAAUGAAGGAGUAGAAACCUAUCUGGCCCAAUUCAAGAAGGCUAGAUUUAAGUGCAAGGUCUCCCUGCCCGAACGAGAGUACGUGCGCUUGGCCUUGAAUGGUUUGGGCUUCGAGUUGAAGAAGAAGUUUUACGAGACGGAGUUCAGAGAUCUCAUCGAGCUAUCUGCCAAGGCAACAAGGUAUGAGCGGAUCUUAAAGCAAGAGCAAGACUAUAUGGCCGCCUCGAAGGGAACCUAUUAUAGGGACCCAAACUACGCGGUGGCCACGAUGGAGCCCAAGUAUGAAGUAGAGGUAGCUGUUGCGAAGCUGAUCAAUAAGAAGCCCUACUUCUUAGAGACUGGCAGGUUGGAGAAAACAGACCUUGCGGCAUCAACGGGCAAGUCAAACAGGGUUUACACGUUUGACAUCACGAGAGCUGAGGCGAUAUUCGAUCAACUCAUGGUGGACAAGCUGGUAAAACUCCACCCAGGCCAUAAGUUCCCUUCACCGGAAGAAAUGAAGGGUAGAGAAUAUUGCAAAUAUCACAAUUCGUGGAGUCACACCACCAACAAUUGCAUUAUUUUUCGGGAUGAUAUUCAGGACAAGAUCGAGCGUGAAGAGUUUAGGUUUGAACCCAAAGACAAGAAGGCCAUGGGAGUGGAUGCAAAUCCAUUUCCAUCAGGCCUGAGUACCAAUAUGGUAUCCUUCAAUAUGAGGGGCAUGCCUAGGAGUUCUCCAAGACAUAAGAUCUGCCUAGGAGAACCAUCUCGUCAAGCAUGGAGUCCUGUCCGUGAGGACCCAUCUUCUAAAUAG